AUGGUGUCGGAGCAGCUGCUUUCACGAAUCUUCUUGCUUCAUCCCCACGGAACCGCCUGCUUCACAAAUACAAUGGUGACGCGAUAUGCAUCAAGGUUGCGGCUGUAUGCUGAGUUUCUUCCGAAUAUCUCCCAGAUCGCGGUCUAUGUGACGCUGGCCGACUUGCCAAACUCCAGCGAAACCCAGAGUAUCCUUGAAAUUGUGCCCUCUCGAGAUGAGCUUUUGCUUUCAGUCGGUGAUCAAAAGCGGUCCCUACGACUUCCCGCUCGUGUGGCUCCCAGUGCACCAAGCUAUUUCCCGCUUCAACCGGGAAGUGCUAGCAAUAUAGACCAAAGGGAAUUUUCUUUUCGUCUGCAGGUCGACGAGGGUAGCCAAUGUUUUCCAUCCCGCGAUGCAUCUACUCCCCAGAUUCCGUGGUCUGCCAAACAUAUGUCUGCGGAAACACAGAUAAAAUGCCGAGCUUGCGGAAAUAUCCUCUUGGAACCCCAGGGAGGCAACCGAAUGGUAUGGAAGGAUUUACCAAGUGCAAACUGGGCGGAGUUAAUGGAUAUCUGGCACUGCCAUAAGCCGGAUUCACAUGAAGAUGGAGAUCAUAAAGAUAAAAUCACGCAUAAUGGUCCUAUGUCCACUCACAAUGAGAGCGCUGCUUCAAAAGGGUAUGGUGCUGGGAAUCACACUGUAUGCCAGGCUGAUACAGUGCUUGUUGAUGUUAUGAACUUCUACGUGACAGAAACCAAUGCUGUUGGGGUAGAAUCCAUGCUCCAUGGUUUAGUUUCCGAUACUGCUGCCCAAGAUUAA
This is a messenger RNA of Coccidioides immitis RS, 798 nucleotides long. RefSeq lists its product as uncharacterized. The coding region runs from base 1 to 798 and encodes 265 amino acids. Gene Ontology annotation, molecular function: ubiquitin protein ligase activity; ubiquitin conjugating enzyme binding; cyclin binding. NCBI's taxonomy places the organism in Eukaryota, Fungi, Ascomycota, Eurotiomycetes, Onygenales, Onygenaceae. The record is from RefSeq and is a predicted model, not a curated record. Gene Ontology annotation, cellular component: ubiquitin ligase complex; nucleus; cytosol. Gene Ontology annotation, biological process: protein autoubiquitination; protein monoubiquitination; protein polyubiquitination. The transcript has 3 exons.